AUGAAGCCCAAACGGCCCAAACACUCAUCCCUGAUAUUAGUGGUGAGCAAAGAAGCAAACACUAGCCAAAACCCACAACUCAUCAAAGAAGUCAAGCAGGCCGUCACCAUUCCCGUCAUGGCCAAGGCCCGAAUUGGCCACUUCAGCACCACAUCAACAAGCACAAUUUCUGGGUGCCGGAAUCUUGGCGAGGCGCUCCGCCGAGUCCGAGAAGGAGCGGCUAUGAUUCAGACCAAGGGCGACGCCGGCACGAGGAACAUCAUCGAAGCGGUGAGGCAUGUGUGGUCCGUGAUGGGGGACAUUAGGGUUUUGCAAAACAUGGACGACGACGAGGUGUUUACUUUCGCGAAGAAGAUCGCCGUGCCGUACGAUCUGGUGACUAAGUAG
Prunus armeniaca (apricot) is the source of this 387-nucleotide messenger RNA. Lineage: Eukaryota; Viridiplantae; Streptophyta; Magnoliopsida; Rosales; Rosaceae. The record is from the annotation of a GenBank genome assembly.